AUGGGUUUCAAGACAGCACUAAAUAGUUUGGUAACUCCUACUAUAACUAAUCCACAAAUGUCUGGAAUACCUGACCUAUUAAAAAAUGAUAUAAUCAUCAACGAAGAGAUCCCAGAAAUCCUUAUUCCCAGGGGUUUGCCUGAAAUGAACUUCGAACCAAGGCUUCUUAAUCAACCAUAUGGUUUUGAUGGUCAAACUGACUUAUUGAGCCCAGAAAUUAAAGCUUCAAAUACUAGAGAAAACAAAAGAAAGGGAAAAGCGAAGAUGAAGAUGAGUGAGUUGCCUGAUAUGAAAUAUGAUUCUACUAAUCCAUUUGAGAUAACUAGCAAUGGUCAAGUUAAAAGAAAAGAAAUCAAGAAAGUUAAUGAGUUGGAUGCCUUAAAGCUUUCUAUCACCAACGGAGUUGAAGGAAGUUCUAAAGACCUACAAAAUAACGACAGAAGGGACAGGAGAAGAAGAUCGACCGAUCGGGAAAGAAAUGAAAGAAAUGAAAGAAAAGAAAGGAAAGAACGUAGAGAAAAACGUGAAAGAAAACAAAAGAGUGAACAGUUAAGAAUCCAAAGGAAUGAAGAUGCUCAGAAGGAUCAAGUGGCUUUGGAAGCUGAGGAACAGGCUAUCAGAGAAAAAGAAGAUCAAGGAAGAGUCGAUAAAGAGAAGAGAGAAAGAAGAGAAAGAAAACGAUUAGCUAAAAUUAAACAUGAGAAAGCAAAAGCUGAAAGAAAGAGGAUUGAACAGGAAAGAUUGGAACAGGAGAGAUUGGAACUUGAAAGGUUAGAAAGAGAACGAAUCGAGAGGGAGAGGUUAGAAAGAGAAAGAAUCGAAAGGGAAAUAAUCGAGAGAGAAAGAGUCGAAAGAGAGAGACUUGAACAGGAGCGACUUGAACAAGAAAGACUUGACAGACAAAGAAUCAAACGAGAAAGAAGGGAAAGAAGAAAAAGACAAAGACAGCGGGAAAUUGAAUCAGCAAGACUUGAAGAACUCAGAAUCCAACAGGAAAGAUUGGAAGCGGAGAGAAUUACCCUUGAAAGAUUAGAAUUACAAAGGCAAGAAGAAGAAAGAGAUUCGAGACGAAGAGAAAGAAGAAGAUUAAGAGAAAGACAACAACAAAUCAAUGAAUUGCCUUCGUAUAAACCAACACUUCAUAAAGAUCUUGAUCUUUUAUCCUUUGAUUCUCGAUUCAAACCAGUAAUCAGAUUCAACAACACCAUAACGAAUGAUGACCUACCCAAACUUAUGAACCAAUUCAAUGAAUUGGCUGCCUUCCCCCACAACAUCAACCUAUCAGAAUUAAACAUAAUUGAUGAUCAGUAUUUCGAUGACAUCAUCCCUGAUUUACUCGAUGAAGAUAAUCCACCUCCAUUUUCAAGAGGAGGAUCAAGAAUAAUCCGUGAUAGAACCAGUAGAAUUAAUGAUAAUUUAAUUCUUCAUGAUAUCAAUAAUUAUCAACAUUCUGAUCAAUUAUUAGUUCAUGGAGUUCAGUAUAACUCCAGAAUACAAUUACCUAAUGUUUCAUGA
Yamadazyma jaroonii is the source of this 1515-nucleotide messenger RNA. Lineage: Eukaryota; Fungi; Ascomycota; Pichiomycetes; Serinales; Debaryomycetaceae. The record is from the annotation of a GenBank genome assembly.